AUGGGCGCUGGAGCCGUAGCGACGCAAGCCUCGGGCGUGAGGGUUCAGGGAUACGAACGUUUCCUGAAUCCCAAGAGGCAAUGGUAUAAUAAUAAGCGACUCAUUACACUGCAUGCAUGGAUUGUCCUCUUGCUCAUUACUUCGUCUGUGAACGGGUUCGAUGGGAGUUUAAUGAACAGUUUUCAGUCCCUGUCCGCAUGGGAGGACUAUUUCCACAAACCAGAGGGAUCAAUACUUGGUCUCCUUAAUGCCAUUCAGAACAUUGGUGCACUAGCUGCGUACCCCUUCGCACCCUAUCUCACCGAUGGAAUAGGCCGUCGGCGCACAAUCUGGUUUGGUGCUUCCAUCAUGUUGGUUGGUGUGGCAUUACAGACGGCAGCGCAAAACUUAGGUAUGUUCAUCGGUGCGCGGUUCUGCAUCGGGUUCGGUGUGACGUUUGCAACAAAUUCCGCACCGUUACUCGUGACCGAGAUUUCGUAUCCGAGAUAUCGUGCGCAGCUGACCUCCCUGUACAACUCGCUCUGGUACUCUGGUAAUAUCAUUGCAUCGUGGACGACGUUCGGUACAGAGUACAUCAGCGGCAAUUGGUCAUGGCGCAUUCCCUCCAUAAUGCAGGGUAUUCCGCCAAUCUUGCAGUUCUUCCUCGUCCUCAUGGCCCCGGAGAGUCCGCGUUGGCUUAUCUCCAAAGGGCGGGAGGAACAGGCUCUCAAGGUCCUUGCGUACUACCAUGCGGAUAGCGACGAACAAGAUCCCCUUGUGCAGUACGAGUUUGAGGAGAUCAAGGCUGCCAUCUAUCUUGAACGAGAGGCCGCGCAGAACGUUGGGUGGAAAUCACUUGUCACUACGAAGGGGAACCGGAGGCGUAUGAUCAUUAUCGUCGCGAUAGCGUGGUUUUCGCAGUGGUCAGGAAACGGCCUGGUGUCAUAUUAUCUGAACAAGGUGUUUGAUACCAUCGGCAUCACGAACCAGACGAUCCAGCUAUUGAUUACCGGUAUCCUGGCGAUCUGGAACUUGUUCUGGUCGGUGCUUGCCUCGUUCAUGGUGGAGCGCUUCGGCCGUCGGUUGAUCUUCCUGACGUCUGCUGUGGGCAUGCUGGUCUUCUUCACGCUGCAAACGAUCUGCUCCGCUCGCUUUGCCAUUACUCAAAAUGCGAGCGCGGCACACGCGGUCAUUGCUUUCAUCUUCCUCUUCUACGCGUUCUUCGACAUCGCCUUCCAGCCCCUGAUCGUAUCGUACACCGUAGAAAUUCUUCCGUUCUCUUUGCGCGCGAAGGGGUUCAAUGUAUUCAAUUUUGUCCUCUCUGUUGCCCUCAUCUUCAAUCAAUAUGUGAACCCUAUCGCGCUACAGGCGAUCGCGUGGAAAUAUUACAUCGUGUACUGCUGCUGGAUUGCGUUCGAGCUGGUAUUCCUCUACUACAUGAUUGUGGAGACGAAAAAUCUCUCAUUAGAGGAGAUCGCCGUGCUCUUCGACGGAGACGAUCUGCAAGAACACAUUGCGCAACCACUAGAAGUUCUCACAGACGAGAAGGAGGAGGUCGAAAAGGUGUCAGCAUAA
Fibroporia radiculosa is the source of this 1554-nucleotide messenger RNA. RefSeq lists its product as uncharacterized. Gene Ontology annotation, biological process: carbohydrate transport; transmembrane transport. NCBI's taxonomy places the organism in Eukaryota, Fungi, Basidiomycota, Agaricomycetes, Polyporales, Fibroporiaceae. The transcript is spliced from 10 exons. Gene Ontology annotation, cellular component: membrane. Gene Ontology annotation, molecular function: carbohydrate:proton symporter activity. The record is from RefSeq and is a predicted model, not a curated record. The coding region runs from base 1 to 1554 and encodes 517 amino acids.